This is a messenger RNA of Exophiala dermatitidis NIH/UT8656, 351 nucleotides long. RefSeq lists its product as uncharacterized. Bases 1 to 351 code for a protein of 116 amino acids. Lineage: Eukaryota; Fungi; Ascomycota; Eurotiomycetes; Chaetothyriales; Herpotrichiellaceae. The transcript has a single exon. The record is from RefSeq and is a predicted model, not a curated record.
AUGAACUGGAGGAGGUGCCCGUUUUCGGCUCUACGAAGGUUGUCGGGUUGGAGCGCCGGCCACAGGACGAUGGCGACGUCCAGUGUGCCAAACCGGCCGCCCCUGCUGUCGCUCCCCCCGUCAGUUCUAUGGUUCCCAGUUCUGGGGUGGCCCCGGGCUCCAUGUCCCGUGAGGAAUUCCACCGACGCCUGGCAGCCAUUCCACUGCCGAGUGGCGGAGAUUGGGACGAUGAUGACGAAGACGAAUGGGACCCUUCCCAACCUCAACCUGCAGCUCCGGAGCGUUCGGCACUGGACCAACGCCUGGAAACGCUCGGUUCGCUCGGAAAUGCCAACUGGGCAGAUGACCUAG